Messenger RNA from Coffea eugenioides, 3444 nucleotides. RefSeq names its product putative GTP diphosphokinase RSH1, chloroplastic. Bases 375 to 3029 code for a protein of 884 amino acids. Lineage: Eukaryota; Viridiplantae; Streptophyta; Magnoliopsida; Gentianales; Rubiaceae. Gene Ontology annotation, biological process: guanosine tetraphosphate metabolic process. The record is from RefSeq and is a predicted model, not a curated record. The transcript is spliced from 24 exons.
UGUUUAUCCCCUUUCUCUCUCUAGAUUAUCUCCUCACUCGCACCUCACCCCAUCUUCGUUCAAUUCAAUUCCGCAAUUCUGCAAUUCGCAAAACCAGCCUCCAUAGAUAUUUGUCUGACCUGGACACCAUCAUUUCAGAAAAGAAAUACUACUAGUAAAGGAAAAAGGGAAUGCGAAUCUUUUUGAUUCCCUGCCCUGCUGCUACUUACUACUGCUAUUAGCUAAAUUCAACUAAUCAUACUCUGCUUUCUUUCCAUUCCUAACCUUAUAGUUAAUUGGAGGUCAAUGAGAAUUGGAUUCUGGUUGUUUGAAUGUUUUGAGCACCGUUCUGUGCGUGCCUUGCUGUGUUUCCACACCGAUGCUUCCAAAUAGAUAUGGCUUCCGCAUCCUGUAUGUCAGCCCAUGCAGUUCCGGUAGAAUGUGUGAACGUUUGUAAGUUGUGGAAAGGCAGCGAUGUGAGUGGAAGAUAUGAGUGCAGUGUGCUGUCGUGUGCGUGGAAGGCUCCCAGAGCAUUGACUGGUUUCCUUGCCAGUACCGCGAAUCCUUCUCCUCUUCAGCUGUCCACUCCAUAUAGGAGAAGAUAUCGCUUCACAUGUGGCUGUGAUGCCAUGGAUUCUGGAGGUUGGUAUAUUGAUAAAACUUCACCCGUUGCACUUGUACAAAAGUUGUUACAGUUAAGUCAACCUCAUCUUCAUUGCUGUAAGUGGAAGUUGUAUUGUUCUUCAUCCAUGUGUUCUGAAUCUUCUGAGGAGAUCUCUCCGGGAACUUUGUGGGAGGAACUUAAGCCUACUAUCUCAUAUCUUUCUCAGAGAGAACUUGAACUGGUCCGUAGAGCUCUGGAUCUGGCUUUUGAGGCACAUGAUGGUCAAAGAAGGCGCAGUGGGGAGCCAUUUAUAAUUCACCCAGUUGCGGUUGCACAAAUUCUAGGAGAACUGGAAUUGGACUGGGAGUCAAUUGCUGCUGGUUUAUUACAUGACACCGUCGAAGAUACGAAUGUUGUUACUUUUGAAAGACUAGAGGAGGAGUUUGGUGCUCCUGUUCGCCAUAUUGUAGAAGGGGAGACUAAGGUGUCCAAACUUGGAAAGCUCAAGUAUAAGGAUGAAGAUAAUUCUGUACAAGAUGUCAAAGCGGAUGAUCUUAGACAGAUGUUCCUGGCCAUGACUGAGGAGGUUCGAGUUAUUAUAGUCAAAUUAGCAGACAGGUUACACAAUAUGCGUACUCUUUCGCAUAUGCCUCCACAUAAGCAGUCCAGUAUUGCCGUGGAGACACUGCAAGUGUUUGCCCCACUAGCAAAACUUUUGGGAAUGUACCAAAUCAAGUCGGAGCUCGAGAAUCUGUCGUUCAUGUACACAAAUGCGCAGGAUUAUGCUAAGAUCAAGAGUAGAGUUGCAGAACUCUACAAAGAACAUGAGAAAGAGCUCAUAGAGGCAAAGAGAAUACUAAUGAAGAAAAUUGAGAGCGAUCAAUUUUUAGGCCUUAUGACUGUGAAGACUGAUGUUCGGUCAGUAUGUAAGGAACCUUACAGCAUCUACAAAGCCAUAGUAAAAUCUAAUGGUUCAAUAAAUGAAGUCAACCAAAUUGCUCAGCUGCGGAUCAUUCUGAGACCAAAGCAUUGUGUUGCAGUUGGACCUUUGUGUAGUGCACAGCAGAUAUGCUACCAUGUGCUUGGGCUGGUACAUGGAAUCUGGAACCCGAUUCCUCGAGCAAUGAAGGACUAUAUUGCCACCCCAAAGCCUAAUGGGUAUCAGAGUCUUCAUACAACUGUGAUUCCAUUUCUGUAUGAAAGCAUGUUUAGGCUUGAAGUCCAGAUACGAACUGAAGAGAUGGAUUUGAUAGCUGAGAGGGGUAUUGCUGCUCAUUAUAGUGGGAAAAUUCUUGUAAAUGGUUUAGUUGGACAUGUAAUUCCUAAGGGUGGAAGUUCAAGAGGGAAGACAGUUUGCCUGAACAAUGCCAAUGUUGCUCUCAGGAUUGGCUGGCUCAAUGCAAUUAGAGAAUGGCAAGAGGAGUUUGUUGGAAACAUGAGUUCAAGGGAAUUUGUGGACACCGUAACCAGAGAUCUCCUAGGCAGUCGAGUUUUUGUUUUUACACCAAGGGGAGAGAUAAAGAACCUUCCCCGGGGGGCUACUAUUGUUGAUUAUGCUUAUAUGAUUCAUACGGAGAUUGGAAACAGAAUGGUUGCUGCAAAGGUCAAUGGAAAUCUUGUCUCUCCAUUGCACAUACUGGAAAAUGCUGAAGUUGUCGAGAUAAUCACCUACAACGGGCUCUCAAGCAAGUCUGCUUUCCAGAGACAUAAACAGUGGUUCCAACAUGCAAAAACUCGAAGUGCUCGACACAAGAUAAUGAAAUUUUUAAGAGAGCAAGCUGCACUUUCAGCAGAUGAAAUAACUGAAGACUCUGUAAAGGAAUUUGCUGCUAAAUCUGAAGAAGAUGGGGAUGUAGAGGUCUCGGAGUACUCCAAAGGAACCAAAAACACAUGGGAGAAGAUCCUCAAAAGUGUUAUGCAAGUGUCAUCCAGAAAUAUGCGUGGUAAUCCAAUUCAGUUUCAGACAGGUAUUCAAUACCCUAAGGUUAACGGGAAACAUAACAAGCAAAUGCAGCACGUGAGUUUGAAGACCACAGGAGAGGUAUUAUCACAAGGAAAUGGAAUUGCCAAGAUGAUACAUGCUAAUAUUCCAACAUACAGGGAGGUGCUGCCUGGCUUAGGGAGCUGGCAAGCAGCAAGGAUUGCAUUUUGGCACAACAAUGAAGGUCACUCUAUCCAGUGGCUCUCUGUAGUCUGCAUAGAUCGAAGAGGUAUGAUGGCAGAUAUCACAUCAGCUUUUGCAGCGGUCGGCAUCACUAUAUGUUCUUGUGUGGCUGAAGUUGACCGGGCAAGGGGGAUGGCUAUCAUGUUGUUUCAUGUUGAAGCCGACGUUGAUAGUUUGGUCAGUGGCUGCUCAAGGGUGGAACUUAUCCUCGGUGUUUUGGGAUGGUCGACAGGCUGCAGCUGGCUUAGCCCAUUGCAGACCCAAGAACUUCUAGAAUGCUAGUGAUUCGUGAUUAGAGUUGGUCAACCACCUACUGAUGCUUCAGAAAAUUUUGUAUCCAGGAAUCAAGAAGGCUCUCUCUCUCUCUCUCUCUCUCUCUCUCUCUUCAGCAGUAUACCUUGCUUCUCUCAAAAUUGCUUUCAUUUUAUACUUCGAAAAGGGACGAGCUCCCAAACUGAGGUGGUUUUUGGAGUCGGGGGAUUGUAUAUAGAGAGGGGAGUACGUAGUGAGGUUAUACUUGUAAAGGCAGUAGUAUAAAUAACAAAAUAGCUGUAGGAAAGACGAAAGGGUGACACCAUUCAUUGCGUAUGGAUCCCGCCCCUUUGUGACAACGUUCAUUAUCUGUAACCUUGCCAAUGCAUGAGAAAUUGAGAUUCAGGCUGUCCAAGUGCCACUGUCUUCUGAAGUUUUUGAAACA